This is a messenger RNA of Orycteropus afer afer, 1442 nucleotides long. The record is from RefSeq and is a predicted model, not a curated record. Lineage: Eukaryota; Metazoa; Chordata; Mammalia; Tubulidentata; Orycteropodidae.
CGCUUCUGGGCUGCCCGCCAGCAGCCAUGAGUCCGUGCGGCCCCGGCCAAGCCCGCUGCCCCCUCGAGUAGGACCCACCUCCGCGCUGCCGGACCGCCUGCACCAUGGAGUCGCCAGCCUCGAGUCAGCCCGCCAGCGUACCCCCGUCCAAAGGAAAAUCUAGGAAGAAGAAGGAUUUACGUAUAUCCUGUGUAUCCAAGCCCCCGGUGCCCAACCCUACGCCUCCCCGGAACCUGGAUUCCCGGACCUUCAUCACCAUAGGAGACCGGAACUUCGAGGUGGAGGCUGAUGACCUGGUGACCAUCUCGGAACUGGGCCGUGGAGCCUAUGGGGUAGUGGAGAAGGUGCGACAUGCCCAGAGUGGCACCAUCAUGGCCGUGAAACGGAUUCGAGCCACCGUGAACUCGCAGGAGCAGAAGCGGUUGCUCAUGGACUUGGACAUCAACAUGCGGACAGUUGACUGCUUCUACACUGUCACCUUCUACGGGGCCCUCUUCAGAGAGGGUGAUGUGUGGAUCUGUAUGGAACUCAUGGACACCUCUCUGGAUAAGUUCUACCGGAAGGUGCUGGAUAAAAACAUGACAAUUCCAGAAGACAUUCUGGGGGAGAUUGCUGUGUCGAUCGUGAGGGCCCUGGAGCACCUGCACAGCAAGCUCUCCGUGAUCCACAGAGAUGUGAAGCCCUCCAAUGUGCUCAUCAACAAGGAAGGCCAUGUGAAGAUGUGUGACUUUGGGAUCAGCGGCUACUUGGUGGACUCUGUGGCUAAGACCAUGGAUGCUGGUUGCAAGCCCUACAUGGCUCCCGAGAGAAUCAACCCAGAGCUGAACCAGAAGGGCUACAAUGUCAAGUCUGAUGUCUGGAGCCUUGGCAUCACCAUGAUUGAGAUGGCCAUCUUACGGUUCCCCUAUGAGUCCUGGGGGACCCCGUUCCAGCAGCUGAAGCAGGUGGUAGAGGAGCCGUCCCCCCAGCUUCCAGCUGAUCAUUUCUCCCCUGAGUUUGUGGACUUCACUGCUCAGUGCCUGAGGAAGAACCCCAUGGAGCGCAUGAGCUACCUGGAACUGAUGGAGCACCCUUUCUUCACCUUGCACAAAACCAAGAAGACGGACAUUGCUGCAUUCGUGAAGGAGAUCCUGGGGGAAGACUCAUAAGGGUGGGGCCUUGGACCCCUUAACCCUCAGAGCACCUCAGCCUCUCUCUGCUGGGGUAGGGCUGGCCUACAUCCAUAAGCUACUGCCACUUGGCCUUGGGGUGCCCAGAGGAGCUGGGGGACUCUUUGCACCUGGCUCUGCCAUAGACCAUCUUCCCAGGUGCCAAAGAACCAGUCCAUCGGGGACACCCAGCUGGGCCCUGGGACCUUGGCCCCACCAGUGCCUCUGCCUUUGCUGCUCCAAGGACCCUACGUCUCCAGCCCCCAAGACCCUGGAAUUGAAGGGGACUGGAUG